AUGAAAAAAUUGAAAUAAUUGCCUCAAUAAUAAUCAAUGAGACGAUCAUCGUCUCUAGUAACUGUUCAACCUCAAAUAGAAUUAAUACACUCCGAGAAAAAUGCUUCCCUGACCUAAAGCACGUUCUUUAAGACAUUUACUGAGAUGCCUUAAAUGUAUUAAAUUGAAUGAUAUAGGGCUGCAUUCACACAUUAAGUUUCAAGAAUACCUUCUCCUAAGGAACGUCUGUAAGUUUAAUUAUAACACAAUAAAAAAUAAAGAGAAACUAUCAUAAACUAAAGCAGAGAGCGAUAAGAAAACGCUAUGAGUGAGGCAAUGUCUUUAACUCAAAAGACAAAAUUUAGAAAUUAUUAAAAACUGAAGCGUAGAGAUUAAUCUCCGAAAAAGGCUAUGGAAUUAAAGCCAUAGCAAAAGGGUAUAAAGUUUUUGGAAUAUAAUAAGUGUUCUAGCUUCCAAAAUUGGAUGCACCAAUAGAACAAAUAAUUGACACUCCUACCCAACUUACAUUUUACUUUGAAUCAUAACGUCUCACAAGAGAUAUCAGAACAUUUAAACCAUCAUUUACAGAACAGGCUGCAUUUACAUUAUUUAGUGAUCAAUUAUAUUUAUAUGGAGGAAUUGGAGGAGAUGGUGUUCGAAAUCAAAUGUUGAAAUAUGACAUAAGUAAAUUUAAUGAGUAUUUCUAAGAGUUUUAGAUCUGGCAAGUUGUACAGGGAAAUGGGGAUCAUCCAAAAUAAGGAAGAGCAGGUUUAUCUGUGGUUCAAUAUAAAAAUAAAUUCCUCUACUUUGGAGGAUGUGGACAAUUUAAUCCAAAAUUAAAACUAAGAGAAUGUACAAACUCUAUUUAUGAAUACACGGUAAGCACUAUGACUUGGGAAAAAGUGCAUCCUUAAGGAGAUUACAUAGAACCAAGAAGAUAACACAGAGCUUGCCUAAUUGGUUCAAAAUGGAUGCUCAUUUAUGGAGGAAUUAAUUCUAAUGAAGAAGUUCUAUCUGAUACAGCUGUUUUCAACAUGGAAAAGUAGGUGUGGAGAUUAUUUAAGGUUAAAUCUCCUCCUGUAAGUUGUCAUGCCAUAGUUAAUAUCUCAUCUCAAGGCAAAUUCUAAGAAACUAUACCUACUGAUAUUAUGCCAUUAGAUAAUAUUUAUUCUUUUGGAGGGAAAGAUAUUGAUGGUAAUUCUGUUAAUCAUGUACGUAAAUUAACUUAUUGUUCCUCUAAUAAUACUCCUCUGUCAUGGGAUAUUGUAGAGACAGUGGGUAAAGGACCAUAUCCUAUGCAUAAUCACACUAUAGAAUAUCUCAGAAAAGUUUAAGGUAUUGCUGUCAUUGGCGGUCUGAGAGAUUUCAUUGUGAAUGGAACCUUGGAAUCAGAUGAAUAUUUCAUCUUUUAUCCUAGUUUUAAUCUCUGGCAGUAGGUUAUCGCAGAAGGACUUAAAAUUCCUCGUUGUGCUCAUUCUACUGUUUUACUCAGCUCCAAAAUUGCAGUUUUUGGUGGAAUAGGAAGUGAACGAUAUCUUGAACCUGAUGUAGGUUUUAUUGAAACCGAUUAAUAAUAAGUUUUAUCUCGCAUCACUAAAGAUAGAAUUAUGCAAGAUAAUACUCCUACUAUUGAAGAACCAUCUAAAUAGGAAUAUUCUCUAAGAAAAAAAAGAUCAAUUUUUUAUGAAGAAUCUGAUGUCUCAGAUGGAUACAAACCUUUUAAAAUAACACUUCGAAAAACUACCUAACUCAGAAGAUCAUACCUUCCAAAUCCAUAAAGAAAACAAGUAUUAAUACGCUAUGAUAUUAUGAUUGGAUUUGUUAAAAAAGUCAUCCAUGACAAUCUACACAUACUCUAAAAUUUUGAUAAAUAUUUAGAAAGAAAAUUGAUCUGA
Paramecium sonneborni is the source of this 1874-nucleotide messenger RNA. NCBI's taxonomy places the organism in Eukaryota, Ciliophora, Oligohymenophorea, Peniculida, Parameciidae. The record is from the annotation of a GenBank genome assembly.